Schistocerca serialis cubense is the source of this 774-nucleotide messenger RNA. Its product is annotated as piggyBac transposable element-derived protein 4-like. The transcript is spliced from 3 exons. The record is from RefSeq and is a predicted model, not a curated record. Bases 1 to 774 code for a protein of 257 amino acids. Lineage: Eukaryota; Metazoa; Arthropoda; Insecta; Orthoptera; Acrididae.
AUGAAUCUGACAAUAGAUGAGGCAAUGUGUCCCUUUCGUGGUAGAACAAGCUUCAGGGUAUACAUGAAAAACAAACCCAAUAAAUAUGGAAUAAAAUUGUAUGCUCUCUGCAAUUCAUCAACUGGUUGUAUGCUAAACUGUGAUGUAUAUACAGGCUCUGCACGCAGUGUUGACAAUAGUAUCCAGGACCUUGUAAAAAGGAAACUCCAUCUCUUGGCAGUGAAGUGGAAGUCAAAACGAGAUGUUUUUUGUCUUUCCACAAAGCAUAAGUCUAACAGCACUAGUAUUCAAGUGAGGACCAAAGGUGGAAUAGCAGAAAUUGUAAAGCCAACCGUUAUUAUUGAUUACAAUAAGAAUAAAGCUAGGGUUGACAGAGCAGAUCAGUGCUCCAGCUAUUAUCCAUUUGCCCGAAAAACUUUGAAGUGGUGUUUUAUUUUAUAUAAGGAGAACACUAGGAAGAAUGUAUCCCUAGUAGACUUUAUUCACAGAGUGGAGAAAAAAUUGGCCGAGAAGGGCGGAAAUAUUUUUCAGCAACAAGCCGCUUCAUCCUCACAAAUUGAGAGGACAUUUGCAAGGCACUUUCCAGAGAAGGUCCCACCCACUGCAAACAAGGUGAAUACUACUAGGUAUUGCAAAGUAUGUUCAGACAGGGGGAAGAAAGAGACUGGUAAGUGCAUCAGGAAGGAAAGUGGAUGGUGGUGCAAGGACUGUGGCUUUGACCUUUGCGACCCACAGUGUUUCCAGGACUUUCACACAAAGGCUAACUACAUCUGA